Messenger RNA from Aphidius gifuensis, 2073 nucleotides. RefSeq names its product cysteine protease ATG4D (gene Atg4b). The transcript is spliced from 6 exons. Gene Ontology annotation, molecular function: protein-phosphatidylethanolamide deconjugating activity. The record is from RefSeq and is a predicted model, not a curated record. Lineage: Eukaryota; Metazoa; Arthropoda; Insecta; Hymenoptera; Braconidae. Bases 247 to 1713 code for a protein of 488 amino acids.
GGUUGCACUAGCUCAGCAACACAUCUUGCUGUUAAAAUUAAAAAAAUAACAAGAUUUAUAUUUAUAAAAAAAUAUAUAAAAAAGACUGAUUAAAGAUCUAUAUGUAAAAUGUGAGACUGCAAUUUUAAGAUUAAAAAUAAAUAAAAUUUUUUUUUUUUUUUUUUACGUUAAUAAUUAAUAACAACAAUUUAUAUUAUUGUUAUAAAUAUUAUAAACGUUAUUCAUGUUGUCAAUAAAUAAUCCAAGAUGAAUGGACAAUUUAAAGCAUCAAAAGAUAGGUUAGAUUUCUCCCUAUUCUCUUGGGGUGGAUUGACAAGUAGUACAACAAAUUGGUUUACAAAUUUAUCAACAUCUGAAGCAUCUGGUAUUGCAAAUAUACCUGAAAUUUUACCAGUUGAUGAUGACGAUGAAAUAGAUGUUGGUGAUGCUGCUGUUGCAACUGAAGUUGAUAAUAAAGUUAAAACAAAAUUGCUAACAAUGUGGAAUAAUGUUAAAUACGGAUGGUCAUCAAAAAUGAAAACAAAUUUUUCAAAAGAAUCACCAGUAUGGUUAUUAGGUUCAUGUUAUCAUAAAAAAAGUGAUGAUAAUUUAGAAGCAACAAGUCCAGAAGCAGCAAGUGAAGCUGCUGGUUCAGAUAAUGAUUCAAAUGGUGAUGUAUCAAUUGCUGAAGAUGCAACAAGUUUAGAUGAAACAAUGGAUGGUUUUAAACGUGAUUUUUCAUCAAGAUUAUGGUUAACAUAUAGAAAAGAAUUUCCAAUAUUAAAUGGUUCAAGUUUUAGUACUGAUUGUGGAUGGGGAUGUAUGCUUAGAAGUGGACAAAUGAUGCUUGCACAAGCAUUAGUUUGUCAUUUUCUUGGUCGAGAUUGGAGAUGGCGACCUGAUCAAUUAUCAAUAGCAACACCAUUAGAAGAAAAUAAACAUAGAAUGAUUAUAAAAUGGUUUGGUGAUCAACCAGCACCACAAUCACCAUUAUCAAUACAUAGUUUAGUAUCACUUGGUGCAUCAACUGGUAAAAGAGCUGGUGAUUGGUAUGGACCAGCAUCAGUUGCUCAUCUUUUAAGUCAAGCUGUUAAUACAGCAUCAUUAAUUCAUAAUGAAUUUAAUAAUCUUGCUGUUUAUGUUGCUCAAGACUGUGCAGUAUAUUUAGAUGAUGUUAAAAAAUUAUGUCAACUUCCUGAUGGUAGCUGGAGAUCACUUGUACUUUUAGUACCACUUAGAUUAGGUGCUGAUAAAUUAAAUCCAGGAUAUGGACCAUGUUUAACAGCAUUACUUAGUUUAGAUGUUUGUAUUGGUGUUAUUGGUGGUAGACCAAAACAUUCACUAUAUUUUAUUGGCUAUCAAGAAGAUAAAUUAAUUCAUCUUGAUCCACAUUAUUGUCAAGAAGCUGUUGAUGUAUGGAAACCAAAUUUUUCACUUGGUAGUUUUCAUUGUUCAUCACCUAGAAAAAUGCUUUUAUCAAAAAUGGAUCCAAGUUGUUGUGUUGGUUUUUAUUUAAGUGAUAAAAAAAUAUUUGAUAAUUUUGUUAAAAUUGUUGAACCAUUUUUAGUACCACCAAAUCAAAAAGUUGACUAUCCAAUGUUUCUUUUUUGUGAAGGUAGUGGUGAUGAUUUACGACGUGUUUAUGAAGAUAAACCAUCAUCAGUACCAGAUGUAGCACUUGAUACACUUGGUGAUGAUGUACACUAUGAGUGUGAAGAGUUUGAAAUACUCUAAAUUUUUUAAUUUAAAAAAACAUCAAUAACUCAAAAAGAGGAAACAACUAAAAAAACGUACUUAAAGAUGAAAAACAAAAAAAAAAAACAAAAAAACACUUUAAUCUGGGAAAGAAAAAAAGUGAAUUUCGCAAUCUCGUUUUGACUUUGUCAAAAAUUCCUGUGAAAAAAUUGAAAAUGAACUAGAAAUUCAUUGAGUAAUAAUAUUUUUUAUUAUUUUUUUUUCUUUGUUUUAAUAAUGGCGGUUACUUAUUGCUUUUAUUUUUAUUUUAUUUAUUCAAAAGAAAAUUUUAUCAAUAAAAAAAAAAGGCUAUAAGCUUUUUUUUUUUUUUUUAACAACUUAUAAAAUACAAGACUUGAC